AGUUUGACUAGAUGGAAACCUGAUUAUGAUUCCGCAGGUGCUGCCUAUGAAAAAGCAGCAGCAAUUUUCAAGGCUUUGAAACAGCCAGCAAAAGCCAUUUCUUGUUAUACAAAUUGUGGUGAUUGUUUCUACAAGUGUGGAAUAUACUACAAAUCAGGACAAGGUUUUGAGAAUGCAGCAAAUAUUUGUAAAGACACUAAAGAUUUCGGUAUGGCAGUUGAAUUGUACACUAAAGCAUCAAAUUCUUAUUUGGAUGAUGGUAAGGGUAAUAGAGCUGGAGAGGCCCUCACCAAGGCAGCUAAAAUGUUAGCAGAUAACGGAAAUAUCCCACAAGCUAUCGAGCUUUACAAGAGUGCUGUUGAAAGCUUAUCUAUGGGAGGAACAUAUCAUAAUGCCAUGUCGACGUAUAGAGGCUACAAUGACUUUUUGAUCAGAAAUUCUCAAUGGGAAGAGGCAAUUUCAAAUUGUUUGGAAAUGAUUGUUGGAUACAAGGCCCUCACACAACAUGAUAAUGUCAACAAAACCUGUACAUCAAUUAUCCUCAUUUGCCUUAAAAUGGACGAUUACGUAAGAGCUGAUGAGUAUCAUAAAAAGUUCCAAUCAGAACACAAUUCUUAUGGAACAUCAAAGGAGAGCGAUAUCAGUGAAGACUUUUUGGAUGCAUUCGAGAGGAUGGAUAGUACUGCUUUGGAAACUGCUAAGCAAAAUCAUCACCUCAAAUACUUGGAAGCAACAGUUUACAAGAUGGUGUCAAAAUUAACACUCUCUGGAGGAAUUGAAUUAUCUUCCCAAACCAGAAAACCAAGACAACCAAAACCAGUAGAUGCUAAAAAGAAGAGUCUUUUGAGUCAUGAUGAAAAUUCAGAAGAAGACUCAGAUUCAGGCGAUGAGCAGCAACCUGUUGAAGAAGAUAAUGCCGAUGAUGCUUUUGAUCCAACUGAUUUGACUUAG
Naegleria gruberi is the source of this 951-nucleotide messenger RNA. RefSeq lists its product as uncharacterized. The record is from RefSeq and is a predicted model, not a curated record. Gene Ontology annotation, cellular component: vacuolar membrane; SNARE complex. Gene Ontology annotation, molecular function: soluble NSF attachment protein activity; syntaxin binding. The transcript has 2 exons. Lineage: Eukaryota; Heterolobosea; Eutetramitea; Acrasida; Naegleriidae. The annotation marks the transcript as partial. Gene Ontology annotation, biological process: intracellular protein transport.